Trypanosoma rangeli is the source of this 1044-nucleotide messenger RNA. Its product is annotated as putative nucleotide sugar transporter. Lineage: Eukaryota; Euglenozoa; Kinetoplastea; Trypanosomatida; Trypanosomatidae. Gene Ontology annotation, cellular component: Golgi membrane. The transcript has a single exon. Gene Ontology annotation, biological process: pyrimidine nucleotide-sugar transmembrane transport. The record is from RefSeq and is a predicted model, not a curated record. Gene Ontology annotation, molecular function: UDP-galactose transmembrane transporter activity. The coding region runs from base 1 to 1044 and encodes 347 amino acids.
AUGGGGUGUGAGGCCGUGGUGGAAGUGUCCUGCAGUGAGGCGGAUGCGAAUGAGGCGGCGCAGCUGAUGCCUGUUGAACCCCCGCAGUUGGGUCUGUGGCCGAGUUUAGCUUUGUCCGGCGUGUACAUUGGCAGCAGCAUCAUGUCCUUCCUCGCGAUACGGUACAUCAGAGUGCUGGAGAAGCGGGGGGAGGCCACGUACAACAACGCGGCGAUUGUGAUGUCAAUUGAGGUGGCAAAGAUGCUCGUGUCUGUGACGCUGCGGUACCUGUCGAGUGGUGAAUUCGUGCCGUUUAGUGUGACAGUUGGGCCGCAACGCUGGCAUCUGUGGCGAAUGAGCUGGUUGUACAUCACCCCCGCCUUCCUCUACGCGCUGUACAACAACCUCACCUACGUGAAUCUCCGCCUGUUUGACCCCGGCACGGUGCAGCUGUUUAUGCAGACCCGCAUCCUUUUCACCGGGUUCCUUUUUGUGUUUCUGCUCCACCGGUCCCUCUCCAUGCGGCAGUGGGGAGCGCUUGGGAUCUUGACCGUCGGCCUCUUCAUCAAGUAUGUCUCCCCCACCGUGAUGCAGGCGGUGGGGGUGCGCCUCCUGGCGAUCCAGCUGCAGGCGUUUCUUUCUUCCCUCGCCGGCGUGUACAAUGAGGUGGCCUUCAAACGUGAGGCCGGCACCAGCAUCCAUCUACAGAACUUUUUUAUGUAUUUGUAUGGCAUUUUAUUUAACCUAAUGCUUGGUCUCCUUGUAGCUCCGCAGAAGUACCUUCACGAAAGUAUUUUUUGCAACUCACACGUUAUCUUAAUUCCCAUUAUUUUGCUGGGAACCAUAAACGGCCUCACUGCGGCAUUCAUGCUUAAAUUUAUCAACGUCAUUGUAAAGGCCUUCGCCGCCUCCGUGGAGGUGAUUCUCACACCCGUUGUGGCAGCUGCCGUACUUGGGGAACCACUCACGUGGCAAGACUUCACGGCAGGCGUCUUUGUCAUGUGUUCAGUGUACCUUUACUACACCAAAGGAUGUGGCGGCAAUGUCACGUGUAAAUCGAAGUAG